GUGGCUGCUGGGAUUCCUCCGCCACCGGUGUGGACAUGUCCGCCAUGUUGUCCACGGUACGGGGUCCCGAAGAGCCGGUCCCCGCGUCCCGUUAGACCCGCACCCUAGAAACCGGAGCGGCGGACACCGGGGAGCCGCCGGGGCGCUGGCGGGCGCGUGGGGAGCUGAGUGACGUCAGUAUCGGUGCGGGUUUGUGGCGGGAUUCCCAAACAAUGAGCAAACUCUCCUUCCGGGCGCGAGCGGUGGACGCCGCCAAACCGCUACCGGUGUACCGGAACACGGAUGUCCCGGACUUGGCGGACUGCGCGUGCAUCAGCCGCGGCGUCCCACCGCUGCCAACCGGCAUGGAGACCGAGGAGGAGCGGGAGCACCACCUGCAGAGGGCCAUGUCCGCUCAGCAGGUCUUCAGGGACAAGAAGGACAACAUGGUGAUCCCUGUCCCUGAGGCCGAAACUCACACAGCCUACUACGACCGUCUCUACAGAGGACAUGUCAAAGUCCCUAAACAGCUGAUCCACAUCCAGCCUCUGAGUCUGGACCUGGACCAGCCGGACUACGACCUGGACUCAGAGGACGAGUCGCUGCUCAACAGACUCAACAGGAAGACGGACAUCAAACCCCUGCGGUUCGAGAUCAUGAUGGACAGACUGGAGAAGGCCAGCACACACCAGCUGGUCUCUGUGUCGGAGGCGAAGCGACUGCUAGAUGAGGACGAUGUCCUGCUUAAGACAGUGUAUGAUUACUGGCUGAGGAAGAGGAGGACAUGUCUCAGUCCGUCCCUGACUCCUGGGGUCAAACAGGAGAGACGAGAUGGGUCCAAUAACAGCGAUGCCUACGUGGCCUUCAGACGGAGGACGGAGAAGAUGCAGACCAGGAAGAACCGAAAAAGUGACGAGGUGUCCUACGAGAAAAUGCUGCGACUGAGGAGAGACUUCAGCCGGAGCGUCUCCAUCGUGCAGAUGAUCAGGAGGAGAGAGGAGGCCAAGAGGGAGCUGCUGCUCCUCACGCUGGAGGAGGUGCAGAGGAGGUAUCAGUUGGAGGAUUUCGGUGGAGAAACUUUCAGAGAAGUUUGUCUCCCUGUGAUGGAGAAACAUGGUUACUGCAGCCUCUUCACUCUGAGUAACAACACCAAGGUAAAGAAGAAGCAGCUCUUGGUCAGAGAUGAGCUUCCCUUCAACCUGCUCAGACCAAAGAAGAAGAACGUGAGAGGGGACAGACUGUGUCUUCUACAGAGAUGUCCCGGUCGACCCCCUGGUCCCUUCAUCGUCAACCGCGCAGACAUUAAACAGUACGACUUCCACAGCUCUGGAGAUGAGGACAGUCCGCCGCCGCUGUAUCCUCCGUCUUCACCGGGUGAAGAAAAUAAUCCUGAUGGAGUUUUUGUCUUCAGGAGAACAGCUGGAUGUCAAUAUCUCUCUCCUUGUACGGAGCCGGCCCGUGGACCUGAUUCUCCAGACCACCGUCACUCUCUGACUGAACUCCUUCCUCAUUGGACGAGACUGAGCCGGCGCCGCAGGGGGCGGGGCGGCAGGAUCGUCCUGGACCGAGCCUCCUCCUGUCUUGAUCCACUGCUGAGGCAGCUGGACUCUCUAACCAGGACCAGUACCUGCCUCCUCAGUGACCCCCCAAGAACCACGGCCCACUCCCUGACUGAAGUUCUGAACAACAUCCAGAACCUGACUCAUGAAAUUAGUUCCCCCUGUGAGGAGAACAGGCCCCACCGCACCGCUUCACCGCCUCACCCCCUUAACGCCCCGCCAUUCAACCUGAGCUCGCCCCAUAGUCGCAAGACCGCCCCAACACACCAAGUGAUGGCGGCUGGCUUCCAGCUGGAUGACUCCGUGUGA
Plectropomus leopardus (leopard coralgrouper) is the source of this 1847-nucleotide messenger RNA. The record is from RefSeq and is a predicted model, not a curated record. NCBI's taxonomy places the organism in Eukaryota, Metazoa, Chordata, Actinopteri, Perciformes, Serranidae.